Molecule: messenger RNA, 866 nt
Organism: Humulus lupulus (European hop)
Lineage: Eukaryota; Viridiplantae; Streptophyta; Magnoliopsida; Rosales; Cannabaceae
Product: putative 3,4-dihydroxy-2-butanone kinase
Exons: 7
Coding region: 1-687 (228 amino acids)
Biological process (GO): glycerol catabolic process
Cellular component (GO): cytosol
Molecular function (GO): glycerone kinase activity
Source: RefSeq, a predicted model, not a curated record
AUGGCGACAACAGAACCCCCAGAAGAGGCUGAAGAGACACUGAGACAAAGCUUGAGUCCGAGAAGCCUACUCCGAUUUCUUCCAGGGUAUCUUUUUUCUUUGUUAUCUGUUAUCUAUAUUCAGCAGUAUUUUUCUGUCCUUGCGGGUAGUCAUCCACCACCCCAGAUUCCUGUUCCAGUCCCUCCAUCUCGUUCUACAAAGAUUGAUGAGUCAUUAGGUUGGCCGCUUCAACUGAGUGAAGAAGGUCAGAUUCUUGAGGCGGCUAUUGAAGCAGCUGCAAAUGCAGUAAUCAAGAUUGUGGAUAGUUUGAAUGAGUGGGACAGUAGAGCAGGUGAUGGUGACUGUGGGUCAACAAUGUAUAAAGGUGCAGCUGCGAUAUUAGAGGACUUGGAAACUUAUCCUCUGAAUGAUGCUGCUGAAACGGUGAAUGAAAUCGGAUCAUCUAUUGGAAGAGUUAUGGGAGGAACAAGCGGGAUCAUAUAUAGUAUAUUUUGUAAGGCAUUUUACGCACAAUUAAAAACAAGCACCCGGUCAGAUGUCACAGCAAAGAAAUGGGUUGAAGCACUCGAAGCUGCUAUUGCCGCAGUUAGUAAAUAUGGGGGAGCCAGUGCUGGCUAUCGCACAUUGUUAGAUGCCUUAAUUCCAGCUUCAACAAUUCUCCAGGAGGUCAUUAUUAUUGUUAUUUAAUUCUGGGUUCAUUCUGUGGCUUUUUGUGCUUAUAACCCUUUUCACAUACAUAAGUUAAAUGCUGGGGAAGACUCUGUUACUGCUUUUCUCCUUUCAUCCGAAGCAGCUUUGGCUGGGGCUGAGUCAACCAUACACAUGCAGGCACAGGUAAAACUAUUUUUGAUCCUUUUGCUUUUUUG